AUGGGAUCAAUUGGAGAGUUAGCCACCCCCAAGGAAGACAAUGACAGAGUUUAUUUGAAAAUGGAUACCCCCAAAGCUUCUUUCAUCGCCUCCGCCUGCCAAGGCUCGGGGAACGGUCCUCAUGCCGCGACACAUGACCCAAGUUAUGUUGAGCCUAAUGACUCUCAUUCAACAGGCAAUGCACCGACCACACCGCCGAUUGCCAUUGUUGGAAUGGCGGUCAGGCUUCCGGGUGAUGUUAGGACCAUGGAGAGCUUUUGGGAUCUCCUGGUCAGCAAGCGAGAUGUGAGCACCGAGGUACCAGAGUCGCGGUUCAACAUCGAUGCAUUCUACAGUGAAUCUCGCCCCAAGACAGUCAAGACGCGACGAGGAUUUUUUUUGAAUGAUGAACUCGAAAAAGUCGACCCAUCUGCUUUCGGGAUGUCCAAUGACGCAGGUUCACAGAUUGAUCCACAACAGAGGCUCCUUCUUGAACUCGUAUGGGAAUGUAUGGAAAGCGCAGGGCAGGUAAACUGGCGCGGAAAAGACAUUGGUACUUAUGUGGGAAAUUUCGGGGAGGACUGGCUAGAGAUGUGCCUGAGAGAUCCUUUGAGAAUGCAGCGACUCCAAGUUUUUGGUGCGAGUGAUUUCAGUCUUUCGAACCGGGUGUCAUACGAGUAUGACCUUGGGGGCCCAAGCAUGACCGUCAGAACUGCAUGUUCAUCCUCCAUGGUAGCACUGCACGAAGCCUGUCAAUCAGUCGCUUCUGGAGAGUGCUUAGGGGCGAUAGUGGCUGGUUCAAACAUCAUUUUGACGCCCACCAUGACCACCCACAUGUCAGAAAACAUGGUUUUGUCAGUUGAGGGAGAGUGUAAGACCUUUGAUGCCGAUGCCAACGGUUACGGGCGUGGAGAAGGCGUCAGUGCCAUUUUUAUCAAGAACCUAGACCAGGCGGUUCGAGAUGGCGAUCCAAUUCGGGCAGUAAUUCGAUCGACAAGUACAAACUCCAAUGGGAAAAGUAGCAAGUUGGCCGUUCCUAGUGCUCAAGCUCAAUCAAAUUUGAUUCGAAAGGCAUAUCAGCGAGCUGGUAUAUCGGACCCCACCAGAACGGGUCUUUUUGAAUGCCAUGGGACUGGCACAGCUGCAGGGGAUGUCGCUGAAGCCGAAGCCAUUGCCCGUGUCUUUGGAGCUAGGGGUGUCAUCAUCGGAGCGGUGAAACCAAACGUCGGUCACUCCGAGGUCCCAUUCAAGGAGGCAAAUCUCCAUGUGGCAAAGGAGCUUCUCCCAUGGCCAGAGGAUCGUGACGAGCGAGUCAGUGUCAACAGCUUUGGUAUUGGCGGUUCAAAUGCACAUGUAAUUUUGGACUCCGCCCGCUCGUGGGGUCUUGGAACAGAGGGCUAUGAAAAGAUUCAGUUUACAAACAAUUGUCCGAAGCUCGUAACUCUAUCUGCACUGAGUCAGGAUUCUCUAGACCAGAAGAUAGGCCAGAUGGCAACAUAUCUCCAAGAUCGGAGUGUCCCCCUCCAAGAUCUAGCUUAUACCUUGGGGGAACGACGGGAUCACUGGAGAAAUCGAGCCUUCGCCAUAGUCCAACAAGGUGCGGUAACCGAACCUCCUGUGUUCAAAAAAAAUAAUGCUCCGGUUCAAAAACUACAAUCGGCGGUCUUCGUCUUUCCAGGACAAGGUUCCCAGUGGCCUGGCAUGGGGAAGGGACUUUUUGAAUAUUUUAAUUGUUUUCGUGAGGCUAUGAGGGCCUUGGAUCGAGUCCUCCAAGCUUUACCCCAGCCCCCUACCUGGACCUUAGAAGAGAAAUUUACCACAAUUGGAGAUCCUUCAUGUUUUCUGAAGGCAGAAUAUUCUCAACCACUAUGCGCCGCUGUUCAAAUUGGACUUGUGGACCUGCUCGCAUCCUGGAACAUCCACCCAAUUGCAGUGAUCGGUCAUUCAAGUGGUGAGAUGGUGGCUGCGUAUGCGGCUAAAUCGAUCACUGCCGAAACUGCUAUCACGAUUGCGUAUUAUCGGGGGCAGGCGAGCGGUUCACUCAAAAGGACAGGGGGGAUGGCAAGUAUUGGAUUGAGCCGAGAUUCCAUCGGGCAAUAUCUGGAAGAUGGCGUUGUGUUAGCGUGUGAGAACAGUCUCCAAAGUGUCGUGGUAUCAGGCGAUGAAGAUGCCCUGGUCAGGGUCCUUGAUCGGGUGAAGGAGGCACAUCCAGACACAUUCACUGGCCGUCUUGAUGUUGAAAUGGCCUACCAUUCCCUUAUUGGUGUACGGCCUAGCCAGACUGACAAGAAAACAGAUCAUAUGGCACCUGUGGGGCCCACAUUGGAAAAGAUGCUUCACGAUCGCGUUCCAUUCGGUACGCCGGAAGUCCCUUUCUACUCCACCGUUCUUGGCAGGGUGCUUACCGAGAAUGAUCACCUCGAUGCUGAAUAUUGGAGAAGGAAUUUGGAGUCCAUGGUCCUUUUUCAAGAUGCUGUUCAGGCCGCACUUGGGGAUUUACGCGAAGGCGCAUCAUGCUUUCUAGAAAUAGGCCCGCAUUGUCCGUUAUCUGGUCCUUUGCGGCAUAUAUUCCGAGAUACGAAGCCCAAAUCACCAGUACAUUAUGUCGCAACGCUACAUAAAGCUCAGGACGAAGUGUCGGACGCACUCGAAACAGCUGGCCAGCUUUUUCUACAGGGACUGCCAAUCUCACUCUCAUCCAUAAAUGGCCCAGGAAAGGUGUUGACGGAUUUACCGCCCUAUCCUUGGAAUUAUUCCAAGAAUGCAUUCCUUGAAAGCCGUGUUGUGCAUAAUUGGCGCCAUCGCCAAUUUCGCCAUCAUGAGCUUCUAGGCUCUCGGGCCAUGGAAUCCAGCGACCUUGAGCCUUUCUGGCGGAAUAUACUUACUCUGGAAAACAGUCGAUGGUUAUGUGACCACAAAUUCUCUGGAUCCGUGAUUUAUCCUGCCGCGGCACAUAUAGCAGCUGUCGGUGAGGCAGUUCGGCAAAUGACGGGAGCCACCGCGUUCUCAAUUCGAAAUCUUUUUAUUAAGAAAGCACUACUUCUGGAUGAAGACAAGGAUCUUGAGAUCAUGACCUGUCUUAAGCCCGCAUUCUUGACCAACUUUUUGGAUUCAGAUUGGUUUGAAUUUACGGUCUCCUCUUUCAACGGCAUUGAAUGGACCAAACAUUGCAUUGGACAAGUGAGCGGCGUGCAGCAUCCCCAAUCCACCGUGAAAGUCAUCGACUCGUUCAUCCGCAAGGUGGAUGCUUCUGCCUGGUACAAGUCAUUAAGCAAAGUUGGACUCGAUUAUGGCCCCUAUUUCCAGGGUCUGAGUGAUGUCUCAGCAGAUCCAGUCGGAAGAGAAGCAGUAGGCACGAUUUUUCGCAACAGUGAUCUUUUAGAUACUGAUUCAUAUGCAAUUCAUCCGACCCUCCUCGAUAAAGCGCUUCAAUUGGUCACCGUGGCAGCUACCAGGGGAAUUUCCCGGUAUCUCGAUCGAAUUGCAAUCCCUAUAUCAGUAGACAACAUCUAUGUGCAAACUUGUACCUCUACUGAUCUCAGGGCCGAGGCUGACUGCCAUGGUACCACAAACGGGCAGUUUACAGGCAACCUCUUCGCAAUCAAAGAGAACAAUGUUAUUCUCGACAUUCGCGGCAUUACCUGCUUUCCAAUGGAUUCAGAGGACUCCUCUUCUGAUUCUUCUAAUUCCAAAUUUGCUCAGGUUUGUUGGAAAGAAGAUAUUGAAUUCAUGCCUUCGCUUUCCGGGAUUCUACCACCAAGUCCUGCCAGAUAUGAAACCGAAUUCUCGUUAAUCGAACAGUUUUUUGCAUUGAACUUGAUCGUUUCUCAUCGCUUAUUGAAGGAUACAACACCAACAAAGACUCACUUCAUAAAAUACGUCAAUUGGCUGAACACUCAGAUGAGACGCUUUGAAGUGGGAGAAUACAGUCUUGUUCCACAGACAAAGUACUGGGUAGAGUUGACCGUCGAGAGUCAGGGACUGCUUCUCUCAAAGAUCGGGGAUGAUUUGGUAAAGCUGGGCUCCAAAUGGGACUUCUGUUUGGCACUGAUGAGAAGAUUCAAUUCCUCAAUAAAGGACAUCGCUGAUGGGCGUAUAAAUCCUCUAGAGGUUUUGAUGGAAGACGAUUCAUUGGAGAGACUCUACGCCAGUGUAGCUGGUCUGUGUGAUUAUCAACCAUUUCUCCAGGCACUGGGCCACUCAAGGCCAUCCAUGAGAGUUUUGGAGAUUGGGGCAGGCACCGGUACGACCACAGCCGAUAUUCUUCCAUAUCUUCAAACCUCGCACCUCGGAAGAUCAUAUUCAGAAUUCUUCUUCACGGAUAUAUCACCAGGAUUUUUUGCCUCAGCAAAAGAACGAUUUCGAAAAUUCCCCGCCCUUACCUUCAAAACUCUUAACAUCACGCAAGAUCCUGUGCGCCAGGGUUUUCAAGAAGGUUAUUUUGACUUGAUCAUAGCUGCAAAUGUAUUACACGCAACGCCAUGUCUCCAAGAAACUCUCGCAAACACUCGCAAGCUCCUUGCACCUGGUGGUUACCUACUCCUCCAAGAACUGAAUCCGGAGUCAAUUAGAGUCGAUUUUCUUAUGGGGGUUCUGCCUCAGUGGUGGCUUGGUGCAGACGAUGGACGCGCAGAGAAACCCUAUGUCUCACCUGAGAGGUGGGAUCAGGAGCUUCGGAGUGCUGGUUUUACUGGAGUUGAGUCAAUUUCGCAUGACAACGUUUGGCCAUAUCAAUUCAACGCAAACAUGAUAUCUCGAAUACAACCGUCAACUAAAAGUCUCAAAGUGAGUCUUCUUUACGAUGGUACAGUCAGCGAGUCGGCAAAAAUGGUUGAGCAGGUCUUCUUGCAAAAUGGAUACAUCGUGGAUUGGUUUACCUUAGAACAAGGUGACGCCUCUCAUGAGCAUGUCAUCUCACUGCUCGAUCUUGAAACUUCAUUCUUCGAUAAUAUCUCUGAAACGCAGUUUAUCGCAUUCCAGACCUACAUAGCAAACUCAAUGCCAAAAAGUAUGGUAUGGAUCACACGUGGGAUCCAAAUGCGCUGUACGGACCCCCAGUGGAGCCUCACUUUAGGCAUGAUACGAACACUCCGUUUGGAAUUAUCUAUUCCAUGUGCCACCUUUGAGAUGACCUCUAUUGAUCAAGCCACCUUGGCAUCUUUGAUUAAAGUGCAGCAAAAGGUCCAGCCACCCCUCAACACUACUCUCGAACCAGACUAUGAGUAUUCAUCUCAAGGUGAGAGAGUCUUUACCAGUCGCUACUUUCCCACCGAGGUGUCAACAGAGCUUGAAGAUACAUACAAGCAGUCCAAAUCCAAGAGAUUGGCUAUCGCCACCUGCGGCUUGCUUGACACUCUUCAUUGGGUGCAAUUUCAAAUUCACCCACCAGGAAUCGGUGAGCUAGAGAUUGAAGUCAAGUAUGUUGGCUUGAACUUCAAAGAUCUGAUGCAUGCCAUGGGCUUUAUUGGCUCGAAAGACGACAUCGGAAUUGAAGCAACGGGCGUUGUUCAGAGGGUUGGGCCUGGCCCACAUGGUCAAGUCUUCCAGGAAGGUGAUCGAGUCUUUGUUGUUGGUACCUCUCUUUUGAGGACCUCCGUAGUCGUUCCAAGCUUUUGCUGUCUUCAUAUACCGCCGAAGCUAUCUCUCGAAGAUGCUGCUACAGUGCCAGUCGUCUUUUCCACGGUCAUCUAUACACUCAACACGCUUGGAGGGUUGCGAAAAGGACAGUCCGUUCUGAUUCACUCUGCUGCUGGCGGGGUUGGUUUGGCAGCAAUUCAGUUAUGUCAGCUACUGGGGGCAGAGAUUUAUGCAACCGUUGGUAGUGAUGCCAAGGCACAAUACCUUAUUGACAAAUAUCAAAUACCCCGCCACCGAAUCUUCAAUUCAAGAAACCCAAGUUUCAAGGACGGGGUCCUUGGUGAGACCAACGGAAAGGGUGUAGAUAUCGUUCUCAACUCUCUCUCUGGUGAGAGUCUCCAUGCCUCAUGGGAGUGCGUCGCAGAGCAAGGGAAGAUGCUUGAAAUUGGAAAAAGGGACAUGAUGGGUCACGGCAAGCUCAACAUGAAUCCUUUUUCAGAAACCAUGGGGUCGUAUCUUGACCAAGGUGCACUCAAGCCUAUAGAGCCCAAAAAUGUAUUCGAGGCCACAGAUGCUCAAGCAGCCUUCAGACUCAUGCAAACUGGUCAGCACAUGGGGAAGAUAGUUAUCAAGAUUCCCGAGAACUUGGAUCAAAUCCCGGCCUCUGUGACCGACUCACCACUUCCCUUUUCCCCAGAUGUUUCUUAUGUCUUGGUCGGAGGUCUUGGGGGUCUUGGGAUCGCUAUAGCUAGAUGGAUGGUUGAACGAGGAGCAAAAAGCCUGGUGUUCUUCUCCCGGUCCGGAAACAGCACUGAUGAAACCAGGAACUUUGUUCAAGAGCUUGAGGCCAUGGGAUGCACCGCAAUUGUUGUGGCUGGUAGUGUGUUGCACAUGGAGGAUGUAACGCGGGCCAUUUCUGCGUGCCCCAAGCCAUUAGCUGGGGUGAUUCAGCUAGCUAUGGUUCUCCAGGACCAUACAUUUGUGCAUAUGACACACGAAGAAUGGCUCACCACUCUUGCUCCAAAGAUUACUGGGACAAAGAAUCUAUACCGGGCGAUACAAAACCACAGCAAACUCGAGUUUUUCCUCAUGUUUGGUUCCAUCGUGAGCAUCACUUCAAAUAUCGGACAAUCCAAUUAUGCUGCUGCAAAUUGCUUCCUUGAUGCGUUUGUCAAGGUUUGUCGCGCCGAAGGCUGUCCUGCAUGUGUGAUUCAGCUCGGUGUCAUGGCAGGUAUUGGCUAUGUCAGCCAAAAUCUCGAAUUACGCGACAAAUGGAGCGAGUACACAGCUUACAUGCUGAACGAGAAGGAUCUUCUUCAAGCGGUACAGGUAGCGAUUGAAAAAGCAAGGUUAACCGGGACCGAUGAAAAUGACCCUUCUGCAAGCACUGUCCUGUUUGGAUUGCAGGAUUUUGUGCGAUACAUCCCUCGAGAGGCUUACCGAACUGACCGUCGCUUCGCUCCAUGCCUUCUUUCGGUUGAGGAAACCCCAUUGACAUCUUUGGGUUCGGAUUGGCUCGACGAAUUCGCAGCCAGUAUAAAGCAUGAUCCCUCCAUUCUCAACUUGCCUUCCACACUCGAAAAGCUGGUUGAGGAAAUUGCACGCACCAUCAACGGCCAGUAUGGCGAAGAUGAAUCUCUCAAGGCACCUGGGGAGGUUGAAAUUGACUCUCUCAUGACCAUUGAGAUUCGGAGCUUGCUGCGCAAGCGCCUUAACAUUGACAUUCCGACAUUGCAGAUCUCCAAAGCAAAGAAUGUGCACGGCUUGGCCUUACGCGUGAUCAAGGAAUUGAAGGUAAGAUAUGGAGUGAAGGAUGGGGAGCAAGAAUUAGAGGAGAAGACGGGAGAUGAUGCCAAGGAAUAG
This is a messenger RNA of Penicillium longicatenatum, 7419 nucleotides long. RefSeq names its product fatty acid synthase S-acetyltransferase. NCBI's taxonomy places the organism in Eukaryota, Fungi, Ascomycota, Eurotiomycetes, Eurotiales, Aspergillaceae. The record is from RefSeq and is a predicted model, not a curated record. Bases 1 to 7419 code for a protein of 2472 amino acids. Gene Ontology annotation, biological process: secondary metabolite biosynthetic process; fatty acid biosynthetic process. Gene Ontology annotation, molecular function: oxidoreductase activity; fatty acid synthase activity. The transcript is spliced from 15 exons.